GAUGGUUGAAUGAUUCAAAGCUUGCGACGGCAUUAAACAUUGAACUCUUCCCAAGCCACUGACUGGACUAGUAUCAGAGGCCUUCUGCUAAUCAUUAAGAAUAAUAAAAAGUGAAGUCAACCAGCGUCACGUAAACUACCUGCCUCUCUUCUAUGGAGUGAGGGCCCAGUAGAGCAACCGCUUGGACAGUGUUAGCAAGCAUGGACAAGAAAGAGAGCAGACCGACAUGGAGCAGCCAGAUAGAGUUCACCUUAGCGGGCAUUGGCUCCGCCGUGGGGCUUGGCAACAUUUGGAGGUUCCCUUACCUCUGCUUCAGGAGUGGGGGAGGUGCAUUUCUGGUACCUUACUUUCUUAUGCUGGUUGUGUUGGGGAUCCCUCUGCUCCAUAUGGAGUUGACGAUUGGACAAUAUACAAAAAGAGGUCCUAUCCAUGCUCUUGCUCAACUCUGCCCACUUUUAAAAGGUGUCGGAAUAGCAUCCGUGGCCAUUUCCUUCAUCAUGUGCACGUACUACAACGUGGUCAUUACUUGGGCCCUGUACUACCUGUUCAGCUCCUUCCAAGUGCCGCUUCCCUGGCAGGGUUGCAACAACACAUGGAACACUCCGAACUGUACAGAUCAGGCCACAAAUGGCAACUAUACAUCUCCAGCCAGCCAGGAAUUCUUUAAAUAUAAGAUGCUGCAGCAAACAGGGGGAAUCGAGGACGCCGCAGCGAUACGGUGGGACCUUUUCCUUAUCCUCGUGCUGGCUUGGAUCCUCAUCUAUCUUUGCAUCUUCAAGGGAACCAAAUCCACAGGCAAAGUGGUGUACCUCACAGCGUUGCUCCCUUAUGUUAUCCUCAUUGCCCUGCUGGUCAAUAAUGUGCAGCUUCCCGGGGCAAUUCAGGGUAUAACCUUCUUCAUUGUGCCAGAAUGGGACAAGCUACUCUCAGUGGAAGUUUGGGUGAACGCUGCAGCCCAGAUCUUCAACUCCAUCGGCAUAGGAUUUGGUUUCCUCAUGGCCAUGGCCAGCUAUAACACUUUCAACAACAACAUUAUAAAGGACACACUGACGAUAUCCAUCGUCAACUCCCUCACCAGUAUUCUGUCAGGAUUUGUCAUAUUCUCGGCUUUCGGCUACAUGUCUCAUCUGCAGGGCAUUCCGGUGGCCCAGUUGGCUGUGGAUGGUCCAGGACUUGUAUAUGUUGUUUAUCCACAAGCCUUUACCAGUAUGCCACUACCUCAACUGUGGGCCGUGUUGUUCUUCUCUAUGCUGCUUUUCCUCGGAAUUGACAGCGAGUUUGCCAUGGUUGAAGUGAUGGUGACCAGUCUGAUGGAUCAAUCCGAUCAGCGUCUGCGGAAGUUCUUCAAGAAGAAAGAGCUGUUAGUUCUUGCAGUUUGUGGAAUCGCGUGUCUUCUUGGAAUCCCGAAUGUGACACAGGCGGGGAUUUAUGUUUUCCAGCUGAUGGAUCAUUACACUGCCAUCGUGUCCAUCAUGUUCCUUGCAUUUUUUGAGGUGAUAGGCAUUUGCUGGCUUUAUGGUGUGAAUCGAUUAUCCGACAACCUGGAAGAGAUGACGAGUAAAAGGCCCAGCAUCUUCUUCAGACUGUGUUGGCAAAUCAUCGCCCCUUUUCUGGUCACUGUUAUCCUCAUUUUUUCCAUUAUCCAGUUCAAGCCAGCUCGCUACGAAGACUACGUCUUCCCUCCCUGGGCUCAAGGGCUUGGCUGGGUCAUUGCACUGGCCUCCAUCAUUUGGAUUCCGCUGGCAACCAUUCACACUUUGUGGGUGCUGCCUGGCUCCUUUGUGCAGAAACUCAAGUUGUCCAUCACACCAUACGCCCUGAAUGAUAAGUCCAAAAUGCCGUACUAUGAAAGGGGAGGAAGUGAUAGAAACCCAACCGUCACCGCAAUCUGCAACAGCAUCCGGCUACAAUAAAACCUGC
This is a messenger RNA of Hippocampus zosterae (dwarf seahorse), 1920 nucleotides long. Its product is annotated as sodium- and chloride-dependent GABA transporter ine. Gene Ontology annotation, cellular component: membrane. The coding region runs from base 201 to 1913 and encodes 570 amino acids. Gene Ontology annotation, biological process: sodium ion transmembrane transport. The transcript has 13 exons. Lineage: Eukaryota; Metazoa; Chordata; Actinopteri; Syngnathiformes; Syngnathidae. The record is from RefSeq and is a predicted model, not a curated record.